AUGCAAUAUGCAGCAUCAGCUGCAUUUCUUAUGGCAGUGUACUCUGAUCAUCAUGCCAAGGCAAAAGGUGUAAUUAAGUGUCCCGAGGCUCAAGUCCUAGGUUAUCUAUCAUCAAGGAUUGCCAAAAUCUUACCACAAACCACCACAAGGUUGGUUACACAUUAUUCGACUAUAUUUCGCAGUCAUAGAGUAUCUCAGAAUAAACCCCAAUCAGAAACCCCGGUUGAAUUCCUCCAUUCAAUAACCAAUACAUGGACUGUUGGUAAAGAAACCUAUUACAGGCACCAAGUGAUAUCAAGAACAAGUCCCAAAAUCCAAUCACAGAUUUGA
This is a messenger RNA of Fraxinus pennsylvanica, 330 nucleotides long. Lineage: Eukaryota; Viridiplantae; Streptophyta; Magnoliopsida; Lamiales; Oleaceae. The record is from the annotation of a GenBank genome assembly.